Microtus ochrogaster (prairie vole) is the source of this 2199-nucleotide messenger RNA. RefSeq names its product bifunctional apoptosis regulator (gene Bfar). NCBI's taxonomy places the organism in Eukaryota, Metazoa, Chordata, Mammalia, Rodentia, Cricetidae. Gene Ontology annotation, cellular component: nucleus. Gene Ontology annotation, molecular function: protein binding; ubiquitin protein ligase activity. Gene Ontology annotation, biological process: proteasome-mediated ubiquitin-dependent protein catabolic process. The record is from RefSeq and is a predicted model, not a curated record.
CUGGGGUUGAGAGUCUGCCGCGUGAGAACGGCCUUUCCUCUAUGGUCAAGGGAGCCGGCACGGCCCGCCCACAGACCUGGGUUAUUUCCGGAAGCGAAGCCUGCAGCUUUCUGCUUCCGCAGGGCUCCUAGCGGGUCCCGGGACUACUGGCGAGACUUAUGAUGCAUUAUAGCGAUGUCCUGAUUCUGAAAGUUUCUAUAUGUGUGGAUCCCAGAAUUUACUGAGAGAUGGAGGAGCCUCAGAAAAAUGACCUGAACAUAACAGGGCAGGAGGAAGAAAGUCCUGUCAGAAGCACCGGCCCUCAGAUUUCUGUUAGUGAGUUUUCCUGCCCUUGCUGUUACGACACCCUGGUUAACCCCACCACCUUGAACUGUGGCCACAGCUUCUGCCGGCACUGCCUAGCUUUAUGGUGGAUGUCUUCAAAGAAGACAGAGUGUCCAGAAUGCAGAGAAAAAUGGGAAGGUUUCCCCAAAGUCAACAUUCUCCUCAGGGAUGCCAUUGAAAAGUUAUUUCCUGAUGCCAUUAGAAUGCGAAUUGAAGACAUUAAGCAGAAUAAUGACAUAGUUCAAAGUCUUGCAGCCUUUCAAAAAUACGGGAGUGAUCAGAGUCCUGUAACUGCCAGCACAGGGCGAGUGAAUCAGCAGAGAGGAGGGGGAUUCUUCUCCGGAGUACUCACUGCUUUGACUGGUGUGGCAGUCGUCCUGCUUGUGUAUCACUGGCGCAGCAGAGAGUCUGAGCAUGGCCUCCUGGUGCACAAGGCUGUAGCCAAAUGGACAGCAGAAGAAGUUGUCCUCUGGUUAGAACAGCUGGGCCCUUGGGCCUCUCUUUACAGAGAAAGAUUCUUAUCUGAAAGAGUAAAUGGAAGGUUGCUUUUAACUUUGACAGAGGAAGAAUUUUCCAGAGCACCUUACGCCAUAGAAAACAGUAGCCACAGGAGAGCCGUCCUCCUGGAGCUGGAGCGCGUAAGAACCCUGGGCGUGAAGCCACCCCAGAAUCUCUGGGAGUACAAGGCUGUGAACCCAGGCAGGUCUCUCUUCUUGCUAUAUGCCCUCAAGAGCUCCCCAAGGCUUGGCUUGCUGUACCUGUACCUGUUUGACUACACAGACUCCUUCUUACCCUUCAUCCAUACCAUCUGCCCCUUGAAAGAAGACAACUCUGGGGAAGACAUCCUCACCAAGCUUCUGGACCUGAGGGAGCCCACGUGGAGGCAAUGGCGAGAAUUCCUUGUCAAGUACUCCUUCCUGCCGUACCAGCUGAUUGCAGAGUUUGCCUGGGACUGGCUGGAGGUUCACUACUGGACAUCACGCUUCCUUAUCGUCAACGCCAUGCUGCUGUCUGUUCUGGAGUUGUUCUCUUUUUGGAAGAUCUGGUCCAGAAGUGAGCUGAAGACUGUGCCCCAAAGGAUGUGGAGCCAUUUCUGGAAAGUGUCUACGCAGGGGCUCUUCAUGGUCAUGUUCUGGCCUCUCAUUCCACAGUUUGUCUGCAGCUGUCUGUUUUACUGGGCUCUCUACUUCAGCCCGAUUAUUAACAUUGACCUGGUGGUCAAGGAAGUCCGGCGGCUGGAAACCCAAGUGUUAUGACCAGCAGCAAGGUCCAGGAGAACCUGUGAGUCUCCCUGAUGUCCAAGCUAUGACAGUCAAAGAAGCAGGGGCUUCAUUUCUACCAUGGUAAAGCAAGGUGCUGCUUCUGUGUGUCAAGGCUUCAGCCAGGUCCCUUCUUCCUCUGUCUCCUGCACCUUGGCAGCUGACUACUACCCAGGUCAGGUGAGAUUCUGCGGCCAACAGCCAGCCACUCUUCUUACAGGGACUUGGGAGGCCCGGACUACUAUGGCUAUCAGGAAUGAUGGUCUUGGACCCAAUGUGGAGUGACAUGUCAGAAGACCACCACAGGCUGGACGAGGUGGCGCACGCCUUUAUCCCAGCACUUGCGGGGCAGAGGCAGAUGGAUCUCUGAGUUCAAGGCUAGAGUGGUCUACAGAAUGAUUUCCGGAACUGCCAGGGCUACAACGAAACCCUAUUUUGAAAACAACAACAACAACAGCAACAAAAAGAAGAAGGCCACCAUGGUCUACUAGCCUUAACCUCAUGGACUGACAAGCUCCCCAAACCAGGCCUGUUGGGGCCAAGUUUAGGAAAACAAGGAUAGGAUUUGGUCAUAAGCAUAGUUACAUAUACAAAAUACAAAGGAAAACCCAGAAUU